AUGAGUGAUCAAGACUCUUCUCAAAUUGCACUUAUUGUUGUGUUCAGUAUAUUUAUUGGACUGUACUUAUUUAUUUUGAUCAUCUUACAUUGUUUUGGAAAGAUAAACAAUAUUAUAUUUCCAGCUCCAACUCCUAUGUAUGAAGAAAAAUAUUUUGAGGACAAACUUUAUUUUGCAAACCUUUACAAUUAAGAUGGUAAUUUGGGUAAAACUAAAAUAAACGUAGUUAAUGGAAAACCAACUGAAUAUUCAUAAAAUCUUGAAAAAGUCAGAAGCCUUCCUUAUGUCUAUCUCAAAAACAAAUAUUCAGAAACGAAUUUAUAUAUAAUAUAUUUUCAUGGCAAUGCAGAAGACAUGUAUAUGUUAUAUUUGAUAGACUUAGGUGGGCAGCUGCUUAAUUUAUGGAAUAAUUAAUGAAAAUGAUAAAUGCAAAUAUUUUUGUUAUAGAAUAUCCAGGUUAUGGCAUAUAUAGGAAUGUUUAACCGACUUCAACCCUAAUUGAACAAGAUGCAUUAAUUUAUUAUGAUGAAAUUAAAAAGGAGUUCAAAUUACAGGAUGAAUAAAUCUAUAUCUUUGGAAGGUACUAUUUCUUUGGAUUAAGAUCUAUCGGCACGGGGCCUUCAUUUUAUUUGGCAAGUCAAAGAAAUAUAAGAGGAUUGAUAACAAUGUCAGCUUAUAAAUCAAUUAGACAUAUCAUCAGUGAUUUUUGCAAUGGUUGUGGAUGCAUUCUAAAUCUAUUAUGUUGCUUGCCUAAUUUCUUCAGAAAUUUAGAAAGGUCGUAAGAUAUUAAAUGUCCUAUAGUGUUGAUUCAUGGAUUGGAUGAUCCUCUAAUUCUAUCACAUCAUUCAUAAGAAAUCUAUUAGAAGUAAGAACAUUUUCAUAAAUCAAGUCUUCCAGUUAAAAUUCAAUAAUAAUCGAAUCUUAAUUUGAGGCCAAGAAUGACACACAAUGAAUAUGACAUCGAUGACGAUAUUGCAUGUCCAAUAUUAGAAGGCUUCACUGAUUUAAAAUAGAAGAAAUUUUCAUGA
Messenger RNA from Paramecium octaurelia, 1028 nucleotides. Lineage: Eukaryota; Ciliophora; Oligohymenophorea; Peniculida; Parameciidae. The record is from the annotation of a GenBank genome assembly.